Messenger RNA from Bombina bombina (fire-bellied toad), 2199 nucleotides. RefSeq lists its product as uncharacterized. The transcript has 4 exons. Gene Ontology annotation, biological process: regulation of transcription by RNA polymerase II. Gene Ontology annotation, molecular function: DNA-binding transcription factor activity, RNA polymerase II-specific; RNA polymerase II cis-regulatory region sequence-specific DNA binding. NCBI's taxonomy places the organism in Eukaryota, Metazoa, Chordata, Amphibia, Anura, Bombinatoridae. The record is from RefSeq and is a predicted model, not a curated record. Gene Ontology annotation, cellular component: nucleus. Bases 210 to 2075 code for a protein of 621 amino acids.
GCUGUGUUAAAUAAAGAAUAUGUGCAAAUUAACGCGAGACAUUCAAUUAAUAAUAUCUAAUUUUGUACAAAUUGAUCUCGUAUGUGUUAGAUAUUUUUCGUUACAGCGAGGGAUUAAUGGGCCUUGCUUUGCCCAUACAAAAUAUGUCUAAACAUGGGACAAUUAAGGUUUUAGAUUACUGUACCGGAAGAUAGGUGGUGAGCGAAAGUAUGUUCGUAUGUCUUAUUGAAAUAAGAAGAUACGAGGAACUGACAGACAUUAUAAUGGAGCAGGAUAAGGUGUCUUCUCACAGAGCACAGUUAUGCCCUUCUUUUGAAAAUGCUGUACCAAUUGUAAAGCACAUACAUGAGGAAAUAAAUACUAAAGAUGAGCCACAAGAAAUUCUAAUAUCACAUAUUGCACCUACUGCUGAGACUCUUUCUGGAUCAACCCGAUUUGUGUCUAAACCAGGUUUCGUAAAAGAAGAAACAGAUAUCAAAGAGGAGUCAGAUACCUUUUUCGUAACAGAAAUUACCUGCUCUGCAGUUGCUGACGGGUUGCCUUCUACAGAAUUUGUGACUUGUCAAUCCAGUAUUCUUAAAGGAGAAAACAAUAUCAAAGAAGAGUCAGACACAUGGCCCAUAACAGAAGACGUCUGCUCUUUGGUUUCUUCCAAACAAAAACAGAUUAAGGAGGAACAAGAGGAUGAGUCAUCAGCUGUGCCUAGAGAUUUGGCAUCUUGUGAGGAGCAAUCAGUGAAAGAAGUGAAUGACAGUUGGUCUGAGACUGAUUGUUUUAAAUCACCCAAAGAGCUGCUGGAAAACCAAGAGAGACCCAAGAAGAAACCAAAGUGUAGACAGAAAAGUCAUCUGACUGGCAAGGUCCAGAAGGCACAGCGUUUACCAGCGUCAGAGCCAGAACAGUUCUAUAAGUGUGAAAUUUGUGACAAAGUGAUCCGACAUCUACAAAACUUCCGGGAGCAUCAGAGAAUACAUACAGGAGAGCGGCCGUUCGAGUGCAAGGACCCACGAGCAGGAAGAUCUGGCUCUGCUGAUGCUGAGGGUGGAAGGGAUACUGCCUUCACAGAGGAGGAGAACUUUGUCCUUGCCCAUCAGAUUGAGCAAUGGUACGACAGGCUGUAUGGGUGCAUGUUGGCUAGGACUUCAUCAUACGAGAAGUCCCAGCUGUGGCAUAACAUCGCAGAGGCUGUGUCUGCUGCUGGAGUGAUGCCUCGCUCUGUAAACCGUUGUAAGAAGCGCUACUCAGACCUGAAGAUCAAGGUCAAGACAAAAAUGGUCCGGGAGUCAGCAGACCGGGAAAAAAAUGAGGGGGAGCCAUUUACACCGACAGUCUAUUCAGCAUCUGAGGAAAUCAUUAAGCGCCUCAUACUGAACGGCAUGGUGUCUGGACUUACAGAUUCCGGUACCAGAUCAGCACCAAUGGAUGUGUCCCAUGAAGUUCCUACAGAAACUGAGACAUUCUCUGGUACUGCAGGUGUGGCAUCCCUGGAAGCUACACCAAUGGAACUCAGUGAGGACCCUGCAACAUCUGCCGGUGAGUUCCCUUCCAAUUGUGUUUUGCAGCUUUCUCAGGUCCAGGCUGAGGACACCCUUGCUGUUCAGGACGAGGAGACAGUACAGACAGGACCUGAGGAAGAACCUACAAUCACAUAUUUGCAGCAGGAGGAGGAGAACUCACAGUCAAGGGACAGACAGGUUCCGAAUGGGGACCAGCAGUAUUAUGAGGAUGUCUCUGACUUUUGCAUUAAGCAGAUCCAGCACAAUGAGCUGAUACAAGAAAAACUGGACAUUUUGAACAGCUCCAUGCAGCAGAACAACCAGUACAUGUGCUCAAUCAGUCAGUCGUUGGCACUCAUUGCUCAGUUCAUGGGCAGGGACAGUAAUCAGUGCCCACAGUGCAGCCAUUGUAAUGUGGCGCCAACUCCUUCAACCCUUCCACCCUCAGUAUGUCAGUCAUCCCAAACUGAUGAAGCACUGCCAGGCCCAACUGCAGCCAAUAUUGGACCAGCAUCCUCCAAAAGAAAGUCUUUAAAAUCUAUGAAGGGUUCCAGUACCCCCAAAAAAAGACCCAGCUGAAAAACAACCGAAAAUUCCCAAUAUUAUUAAUUUGUUUUCAUUAAACAAAAAAUGUUUGUGUUAUCACAUACUUAUUAUUUGUUAAAAAAUAUUUUUUUAAAUAAAACAUUAUUUUGAUAUUGUU